UGUUGGUUUAGUUUUCUUAACAUCAGAGGUCAAGCAGCAAUAUACUCUCGGUGGGUUGCCAUCCCCAUCUACAUCUACAAUCUCCGAGAGGUGGCGAUCGAAAUCUGACACUGACAAAACUUGGUCCUAAGUAACUGGAUUUGAACUCGGUUCUCCAGCUCACUAGACCAGCGCAUAUCUCUCUGCGCCACGAUCGCCACACUCUCGAUCGGUGCUCUUUGAAAUAAGUAGUUGCCUAUGGUUAUGUAGGAGUGUGUAGGAGAUAAAUUUGAGGUUAUCUACGAAUCACGUUUACGAAGAUUGUGGAAGAUUGCGAAUGGUUGCGAACGUGGUUGCGAGUGAAUCGUCGAUUGAAAAACAAGGAGUAUCAUGUUUGACAUAUGGCUUGAUUUAUUGUGCGACGCUUCGAGUAAAGAAAACAUGAACUCGACAAUGUUCCUAAAGAUAUAAUCGUGCAAUAAAUAUAAAGAUAAAAAUAUUCUUCAAGAUGAAGUUAGUAUCAAGAUACAUAGAUAAAGAUGGAGAAGGGCGAGUGUCUCUUGUUCCUGAAAAUACCGAGGAUAUGUGGCACGCCUAUAAUCUCAUUAGCGAAGGAGACUUUGUAAGCUGUUCUACUAUCAGGAAAGUGCAAACGGAAUCUGCAACUGGUAGCUCUAACAGCUAUAGAGUCAGAACUACUUUAACGAUAUGUGUAGAAAAUAUUGAUUUUGAUACGCAAGCAUGUGUUUUACGACUUAAAGGUAGAAAUGUGGAAGAAAAUAAGUAUGUUAAGACAGGAGCAUAUCACACACUGGAUGUUGAGCAAAAUCGGAAAUUCAGUAUUACUAAAACUAAAUGGGAUUCUAUCGCUUUGGAAAGAGUCGAUACUGCAUGCGACCCUGCACAGAAUGCUGAUGUAGCUGCUGCAAUUAUGCAAGAAGGCAUAGCACAAAUUUGUUUGAUAACUUCCAACAUGACAAUAGUCCGUGCGAAAAUUGAUCAAGUUAUACCAAGGAAGAGGAAAGGACAUGUUUCACAACAUGAAAAGGGUUUGGCACGAUUUUACGAGAGCAUUAUGCAAGGCAUAUUAAGGCACAUCAAUUUUGAUCUGGUGAAAUGCGUUAUCCUUGCCAGUCCUGGUUUUGUGAAAGAUCAGUUUAUGGAUUACAUGAUACAACAAGCUGUUAAAUCUGAUAAUAAAGUAAUCCUAGAUAAUAAAAGUAAAUUUUUGCUAGUUCACACUAGUUCGGGUUUUAAACAUUCAUUAAAAGAAGUUCUAGCUGAUCCUGCUGUAGUCUCUCGAAUUUCUGAUACUAAAGCAGCAGGAGAAGUAAAGGCUCUAGAGGCAUUUUAUAAUAUUCUGCAGACGGAUCCUGCUAGAGCAUUUUAUGGCAAGAAACAUGUUGAAAAAGCUAGCGCUGCUCAAGCAGUGGAAACUCUACUUAUAUCAGAUAAAUUAUUCAGGUGUCAAGACGUAGCACUGAGAAAGGAAUAUGUUGAGCUGGUUGAAAGUGUGAAAGACUCAGGUGGCGAUGUUAAAAUAUUUUCGAGUCUGCAUGUCUCGGGUGAACAAUUAGAGCAAUUAACUGGGAUAGCAGCUUCAUUACGUUUUCCAAUGCCGGAGCUGGAAGACGAAAGCGAUGAUGGUAGCGACUCGGAAGAAGAUUAGAAGCACUAUUAAUAUGCUAACAAUUUUGUAUAUAUUUGUGCUGUGCGCAAUCAAAAAUAUCAUAUUAAUAGUAAAAAGAAAAAAUCUUUAUAUUUAUUUAUUAACCAUACGAGAGGUUUGCAUUUUCAUUCAUAGUUUAAAUCAUAGUACAAUCUGAAAAUGUUGCAUCUAGAAAUGUGUUAUAUUGCGAUCGCUUGUGUAUUAUCACUAUGUGAAGAAACAAGUGAACUUGAACAUACGAAACUUUUACAUACAUCAUAACUUAAUAUCUCAUUAGUAGUAUAUUUUGCGUUGCUCAGAAAAAUUCAUGAAUAUGAUUAAAUUUACAUUAAUUUACAUCAAUAAAGAGGAAAUUAAUAUACGGGGUGUCCCAAAUUUUUCCGGACAAACUUUAGUAGAUGGUCUAUGAGCAGAAAUAGGAAUGUUACAUAACAUAAACGUAGCUUUCAAAAUGCUUUGUUAGAAAGUUAGCAAAAAUAUGAAAUACAUAAAUAAGGAACAAUUUCAA
Molecule: messenger RNA, 2156 nt
Organism: Temnothorax curvispinosus
Lineage: Eukaryota; Metazoa; Arthropoda; Insecta; Hymenoptera; Formicidae
Gene: pelo
Product: protein pelota
Exons: 10
Coding region: 488-1648 (386 amino acids)
Biological process (GO): nuclear-transcribed mRNA catabolic process, no-go decay; ribosome disassembly; nonfunctional rRNA decay
Cellular component (GO): cytoplasm
Source: RefSeq, a predicted model, not a curated record